AGGAGCGGUGUUUUAGUAGUAAAGGUUGGACCUACGUACAGCAUUAAUAAACGGUGGCUAGUUUAAUCGCUGACAGGUGUUUUAAUAAGUCGUAGAAAUUGGUAAAUGUUAUUUAGUUGAUGGAUAUGUUUACUUGACCACAACACAAUGAACGCGUCCAAUAGCUCUGUAACGGAGACGAUUUUGCGGAGUGGGUACGAUUUGCCGGUGUAUGGCCUUGCCAAUGGUCAACUACUGUACAUCCAUAUCCCGGCACUAACAUGCAUUUCGCUGAGCUUUAUCUGUGUAGUUAUUGUCCUAACAUUGUCAUUUCGUCACAAGAGCUACAAGACUUUCUUCCGGUGGACCAGGAGUGAACGCUUCGUGGUGUAUCUUGCUCUUUGUGAUGGUGGAUUUAAUCUUGCUCACUUCACGGACCAUUUGCAUAUCGUAAUUGUCCGUAACCAUGUAUAUCCCAAAGAAUUGUGCGAGUUUUACGGCUUUAACCUGGCGGUGUUUGUUAGUGCCCAAAAUUUGAUGGUCAAUAUAGUGGCCAUCAAUGCCUUUGUACUGAUUUACUUCAGUAAGCAAAUUCCGUUUGGUAAGAAGGACUAUAGGCUUCUGUUGUGGACUUUCGGGGCACCUUUCCUGUUUUCUGCCUUGGCUGGUAUCCUAGGACAACUUGGACCAAAUGGAACAUUUUGCUACUUUGACGGUGUGAAGGGAACGGUCGCCAACCUUUUCUUCACCACAGUGCCCCUCGCUCUCAUCCUCGUGAUGAAUAUCGUUCUGUAUAUCCUCACCUGGAUACGGAUUCACAAAGAAACCAAACGCCUUCAUCUUGGCGACAGUUCCCAACUCAUGUCCGCCAACUUCACGGCUGCCAGGAACAUGUCCUUGUUUGUCGUGGCGUUCUUCAUCCAGUGGUGGGCGAUGGCCAUAUUUGGUGUGUGGGCUUACGUCACACCGGACAACGUUCCACAACUUUUGUUUCAUCUGGUGACCACUUUCUCAAACAUCGGAGGAAUUCUGAACUUGAUUGUGUACCUCAUCAUACGGCAAAGACUGAUUCUCAGGAAGCGAAGUCUGAAGCAGCAGAAGAAGACACAAGGCACCGAAAUGUCAGCGAUUGCGUCAUCCAACACAUUUUCUCUGUGAUGUGAAUAUACAGAACAUUGAGUUUUUGUCUUAUUCUGUUGAAGUUUAAAAAAAUUACCACAGAGAACAAUAUUUAAAUGAAACAAAGUCUCAAAAUGACACUGAAAUGCGUAUACGUGAUUUUUAUUUCACUUGCAUGUAGCAAUAUGGGGCUGGUCCCUCCACGUUUUGGAAUUAAAUAUGCCAUUUAUAAAACAAAAAAUAUUAAGAAAUAUAAAUGUACGAUCCAAUUGACCAUCCACUUUAAAAAAACGAUACUACGUGCAUUGUUUUAUUAUACAUCAAUGUAUUUUCAUGAUUUGAAUGAUCAUUGCCAAUUUGUUCUGAACGAAAAGUUCACGAGAGUUUUCAUUUCAAUCAAAUAACUUUUAUAGAUUUAUAUUAAAGAUAAAAAAAAAAGUAAUUUGACACUUGUGAGGAAACUUUAUAAUCAGUCUGAUUAAAACCACUCCUUCUCAAUACCGUAUAAGACGAAAGGGGUAGUUUUAAUCAGACUUAAUUAUAAUAUACAUGUACAGUACGUGUAUGUAAUAUUGCGCCCAUCUAUAUUUAGGAAAUAUCGUACCAGGGUUUAGGAAAAGAACCAUCUCUUAAUAUGAUGUUAUUAAAACCCAUUUCAUUCGUUGACAAUACAUCGAAAUUCAUUGCUAUCGGUAACUUUUCUUCCUCCCGACAGUCAAGUAGAAUCACCCGGUGACGAGUGCCUGUUCAUUAGAAUUUUAGUUUGCCGAAUUUAAUUAAUACAAACGCAAAUCAAACCAUUGUUGCGAUCGAACUAUUAUUUUGUGUAGCUGUCUCAAAAUACAUGUUCAUAUAUAUGAACCACGCAAAGACAGUUUCAAAUGUUACCCUCCCAAAGUCACUAUUUAUAUGAUUGCAAACCUUAAACCUUGAAUCUACAUGCAUUUACGUUUUUUAAUGAAAUACCCCUUGUGUAUUUUAAAGUAUAUCUGGUAGAUGAUUUGAGCAUUCUUCAUUCGUGACUAUGUGAUAGUGAAUCAUGAAUUGUACUUACAUUCUUUUAUGCGUUUUGAAAGCUAUUAUAUUUUAAUCGUUCUGUUCUGUUAACUUCGCGAUGAAGAUAUUUUACAACAAUGUAUUUAUAGUGUUGAACGAAUAAAGCAUGUCCGAAAGUAUGGAACGCCAUGGCUGCCUUAUGUUAGAUGAUUUUAUUAUAUGCUGUGGGUCUAUUAUUAUAUGCUGUGGUUCUAUAAUUAUAUGCUGUGGGUCUAUAAUUAUAUGCUGUGGGUUCUAUAAUUAUAUGCUGUGGGUUCAUUAUUAUAUGCUGUGGUUUCAUUAUUAUAUGUUGUGGGUUCAUAAUUAUAUGCUGUGGGUUCAUAAUUAUAUAUGCUGUCGUUUAUUCGAAACUAGCUAUUCGAAUUCGGAUUUCUCGUUUUGGAGUUUACAUUUACAAGCACUUUCAGCUGACACCAAGGACAAUGGUCGUGUGACCUUGACUGAGACCCAUAUGCUAAAAAUUGCUUUUCAGAACUUUGUUGUCGCCGGGCGCAUAGUGUUUCACAAACACAUCUUGUUUCAAUUUAUCAAUAUUAUACUUUCAGACAAAGCAGAAAAUGUGUUUGUGUUUUAAAUCUUUUAUACAAUAAAAAAUGAUUAAAAUACUGAGUAUGCAAAAUUGA
Messenger RNA from Magallana angulata, 2777 nucleotides. RefSeq names its product cyclic AMP receptor-like protein A. Gene Ontology annotation, biological process: adenylate cyclase-activating G protein-coupled receptor signaling pathway. Gene Ontology annotation, molecular function: G protein-coupled receptor activity. Gene Ontology annotation, cellular component: plasma membrane. Bases 148 to 1137 code for a protein of 329 amino acids. NCBI's taxonomy places the organism in Eukaryota, Metazoa, Mollusca, Bivalvia, Ostreida, Ostreidae. The record is from RefSeq and is a predicted model, not a curated record. The transcript is spliced from 2 exons.